UAUGUCUGCGCCCUUCAGCAAGGUGGUGAAAGAGUAAUAUUUUUUUUAUAACGAACCUUAACAGUCAGUUAUUAUACAGCAUUUAGAUAAUUUAUGACUGGAGACAGGAUCGUUAUAGUCAAAUCGAUUAUUAUAGUAACAGGAAGUACCUUACGGAGGCAUUUCACCAUUUGUUAUUUCACUUAAAGAUCAUAUGUUAGGUUGCAAGAAAUGGCUAGGGAGCUCAGCUGUUUACUUUCCCAAAAGUUCUUAUAAUGUUAUGUAGGUUGAAAUGUAAUCGUCAGUUGCAACAAGUCCACUUAUUUCGUAGGCUUUUAAAUUCCAAAUUGUUAGGGUGGAUUGUGGUAGCUGUCUCCGCAGGAAUAAGGUACACCACUUGUGGUUGUUAGCGACGUGCGAUUUUACAUUUCAUUCAAAUAAAGCAGUGUUGGUGCACUAUACGCACGCCGAAUUAAUAUCUACCUGCUUUAGAAACAGAAUAUCAAUUAUUAUAGAGGUUACUGGGUAUAUACAUGUGUUAUAACUAGGAACAUUUAAAAUUGUCAAAUUUUGAAUGAAGUUUGGCCUAAAGUUUCUUCCGCAAAAGAGAACAGCAUGAGUCGAAGCCAAGUUGUAUGACGAUAUGUUUGUGCCGCUCUACACCGAAUUUCUGCUUAUACAAUGGCCUACAGAAGAGCUCUAACUCUCCUCCCAACAGGAAAGGAGUGUUUCUUUAGUAAGUUGAUACCUUCACCAAAUGUCAUCAACAAGACUCUUAGAUUUCACAAUCACUGUGGCAGAACUACAAGAACUCUUUACACCAGUGCACCAUUGCUGGUGGCCAAGUUACUGUCGGUGGAUGAGCUUUUUGCCAGGAAGUCUCUGCAGGAGUACCUGAGGAAGAUGGAGACAGAGUACAGUGAAUGUUUGCGAGCAGUCAACAGCAGUUCAACAGAGGGGCAGUUCAGUGAGGACGAGCUGAAGACCAAGAGGAGUGAAGUGUCCCUGCUGGCUCCUCUCAUCCAGAGCAUCAGAGACCUGGACACCAAACAUAAAGAGAUUGCUGAGACUGAGAUUCUCCUUAAAGAUGAAGACCCAGCCCUUCGAGAACUGGCGCAGCUGGAAAGAGAAGGCUGUUUUCAAGAUAUUCAAGAUCUUAGACAAAAGAUCCUGGAUCUGCUGAUCCCUGAGGAGGAGGCUGAUCUGAGCGACCUCAUCCUGGAAGUCACAGCUGGUGUUGGGGGUCAGGAGGCCAUGCUGUUCACUGCUGAGGUGUUUGACAUGUACCAGGGCUUCGCUCAGCAUCACGGCUGGUCCUUUGACAUCCUGGAACACAUGACCAGUGAGAUAGGUGGACUACGUCACGCCUCAGCCAGUAUCAGCGGCCCUCAGAGCUAUAAAAAGAUGAAGUUUGAGGCUGGAGUCCAUCGGGUGCAGAGGGUUCCCAAGACUGAAAAACAGGGCCGAAUGCACACUAGCACCAUGACUGUGGUUGUGCUGCCCCAACCCACUGAGAUCUCUUUCACAAUAAACCCAAAGGACCUGAGGAUAGAAACUAAGAGGGCAAGUGGAGCUGGAGGCCAACAUGUCAACACCACAGACAGUGCCGUCAGAAUAGUCCAUCUGCCUACAGGUGUGGUUGCAGAGUGCCAGCAGGAACGGUCCCAGCUGAAAAACAGAGAGAAAGCCAUGAAGGCUCUAAGAGCAAAACUGUACAGCAUGAAGCUGGAGGAGGAGACCAGCAAACGCUACAACCAGCGUAAAGUACAGAUUGGCACCAAAGGCAGAUCGGAGAAGAUCCGGACAUACAACUUCGCCCAGGACCGUAUAACAGACCACCGGAUUGGCAUGACGGUGCACGACAUCAGGAACUUCCUGCUGGGAGAAGAUCUGCUGGAAGAGAUGAACUCCUCGCUGCAGGAGUUCUCCAGUCAGGAGACGCUCAUGGAACUGCUGGGAGAAAACGACCAGGAAGCUUCCUGAGUUUGUCUCCAAGGAAGAUGGAUUUCAUGGGAAACUUCUUGCUGCACACAGUAUUGCGGCAGAGAGCAAACACUGAAAUUUAGGUCACUGCUACGCUGCUUCAAAUUCUGCAGUGAAAACUGAAAGGAAAAGGACCCUGGUGGUGACCAAGUCUUAAUGCUUCUGCUCAUCAAGAACUUAAAAUAUGUUGAUUUUUAUGACCUGUGUCUACAGAUGGAGAUACAGGUAGCCAUUUUAUGGAAACCAUUCGAACAUCCAGUAUUGAAAAGUAAUGUCAGCAUGAUGGGAGCGAUCGUAAAGUCUUGUAUUUGGGUCCACAAACCUUUGUACAUGCUGUGA
Toxotes jaculatrix (banded archerfish) is the source of this 2301-nucleotide messenger RNA. RefSeq names its product mitochondrial translational release factor 1-like (gene mtrf1l). The transcript is spliced from 8 exons. NCBI's taxonomy places the organism in Eukaryota, Metazoa, Chordata, Actinopteri, Toxotidae. Gene Ontology annotation, molecular function: translation release factor activity. Bases 661 to 1962 code for a protein of 433 amino acids. Gene Ontology annotation, biological process: translational termination. The record is from RefSeq and is a predicted model, not a curated record.